AUCACACUUGAGGGCAAAGAGGUUAAGCAGCCGGCAUGGCGCUCCGGUCAAUAAAAUCGAUAGCUAGAAGCUGUCUGUGUUUCAGGCAAAGGCGGUGCAGUAGCGGCGCCGCCAUUUUCCCCGAAGGCAUCUUCCGGUGCCUUUCACCCAAGUUCGGGCAGGAGUUUCCUGAAUAACAGCGAAAGGUUUCCGUUAGCCCCGCCGGCGGCCGAUUCCUGUUCCCUCCUGGUCUCCCCAGGCACGCUCCGCCCGGGUCCGGCUUGGGCUCCCAAAUCCCGGGGCCCGCCAGCGCCCAGCGGCCAAGGCCGGGACCGGGAAAGCCGUGGCGCCGGCUUGUCGGGUCCAAUGGCACGGCCUUCGGCUCCGCUCCCCGCGCGGGGACCAGGAGAGGCCGGACCCGGCCGGAGAAGGGGAAGGAGGCCGAGGGCGGUGAAGUUCGGGGACGUGGCCUUGUACUUCUCCCCGGAGGAGUGGGAGUGUCUGCGGCCCGCGCAGAGGGCCCUGUACCGGGACGUGAUGCAGGAGACCUACGGCCACCUGGGCGCGCUCGGGUGCGCAGGUCCCAAACCAGCCCUCAUCUCCUGGUUGGAACGAAAUACCGAUGAUUGGGAACCGGCUGCUCUGGAUCCACAGGAGUGCCCAAGGCGGGUAACAGUCCAAAGAAAAACCAGAACCAGAAAGAAGAAUGAAGAGAAGGAAGUAUUCCCGCCUAAGGAGGCACCCCGCAAGGGGAAGCGAGGCCGCCGGCCCAGCAAACCCCGCCUGAUCCCCAGGCAGACAUCCGGAGGUCCCAUCUGCCCUGACUGUGGUUGUACCUUUCCCGAUCACCCGGCCCUGCAGAGCCACAAGUGUGCCCAGAAUCUGAAAAAGCCUUACCCUUGCCCAGACUGUGGGCGCCGCUUUUCCUACCCGUCCCUGCUGGUCAGUCACCGGCGGGCACACUCUGGGGAGUGUCCCUACGUUUGUGACCAGUGUGGCAAGCGGUUCUCCCAGCGCAAGAACCUCUCCCAGCACCAGGUUAUCCACACAGGAGAGAAGCCCUACCAUUGUCCUGACUGUGGCCGCUGCUUCCGGAGGAGCAGGUCCUUGGCCAAUCACCGGACCACACACACGGGUGAAAAACCCCACCAGUGCCCCAGCUGCGGGCGUCGCUUCGCCUACCCCUCCCUGCUCGCCAUCCACCAGCGCACACACACCGGAGAGAAGCCCUACACCUGCCUGGAAUGCAACCGGCGCUUCCGCCAGCGCACCGCCCUGGUCAUCCACCAGCGCAUCCACACGGGCGAGAAGCCCUACCCGUGCCCGGACUGCGAGCGGCGCUUCUCCUCCUCUUCUCGCCUGGUCAGUCACCGGCGGGUGCACUCCGGAGAGCGUCCCUAUGCCUGCGAGCACUGCGAGGCCCGCUUCUCCCAGCGCAGCACGCUGCUUCAGCACCAGCUCUUGCACACGGGAGAGAAGCCCUACCCCUGCCCGGACUGCGGACGUGCCUUCCGGCGGAGCGGUUCCCUCGCCAUACACCGCAGCACGCACACCGAGGAGAAACUGCACGCGUGUGACGACUGUGGCCGCCGCUUCGCCUACCCCUCACUGCUGGCCAGUCACCGGCGCGUCCACUCGGGCGAGCGGCCCUAUGCCUGCGACCUGUGCUCCAAGCGGUUCGCCCAGUGGAGCCACCUGGCUCAGCACCAGCUCCUGCACACUGGGGAGAAGCCCUUCCCCUGCCUCGAGUGUGGCCGUUGCUUCCGCCAGAGGUGGUCUCUGGCCGUCCACAAGUGUAGCCCCGGGGUCCAGAACUGUAGCCCUAGAUCUGCUAUAGGGGCGCCUAGCCAGAAAGGCAACGCCCUUUAGAAUGGGAAGGACUGUGUAAGUUCAUUUUUUUUCGCGGAGGGGCCCAGAAAAGGGAAGGGGCCCCCGGUCAUACAGGGCAGAGUCAGAACUAAAACCCAGGUCUCUUGCUACACAGAGCUGAACUUUAUUCUACCACGCUGGCUGCCUUAAUACGUGUGUCUAGAACAGACAGUCCCAGUAGGAGAAGUGACAUUAUUUGGUUAAAGUUUUCCAACCUACCCUAUCCUAAAAGAAUUUCCGUGUGUGGAUAUCGGGCUAAAAGUUCUCCCCAUCUGAUUUACAGGCUUUGUGUUUUCUAGUUUGUGCAUGCAGGGAUUACCUGUCCCCUUGCAUGCAGUCAGGAGGAUCCCAUUUAUGCAGAGCAAGAUCUCCUCCUCCUCUGCCUCUUCCUCCAUACCAGGUUUAAACAAACCUGGUUUAGCCCCCUUUUGAUGAUAUUCCUGCCAAGUGGUCUUCUACCCUUUAAAACCUCCCUUGACAGGGAGCUCACUACCUCACAAGGCAGGUCAUUUCACUGUGGGACAGCUCUGACAAUUAGAAGGCCCUUAAGAACAACAUUCUCCUUCCCUGGAAGCCUUGCCCAGUAUAUGUUUAAAGCUUGAUCUACAUGGCAGCCCUUCAGAAAACUUAACCACAAAUACUCUGCCCCCAUGUUUUCAGGUUAAUUAGCAUUAAUUUGGUCAGUCAUUCCUUAAAGAUAGGUUUUCAAGUCCCACACAUGAUCUCUCCCCAAGCAGGUGCUGGUUUUUCAAUGUCCUUUUUAAAGGAUCAUACAAAGUAAGCCAGCAUCACAGUAUACACUAUACCUCCUUGGUCUGUACUUGUUUUAACAGCUCUAGAUUGCAUUGGAUUUGGGGGUGGUAACAGUGUACCAGGAAUUUAUUGGGUUUCAGACACCUAGAUACCUAAGCUUUUUCUUUUGUUCUAAAACCACAUGCUGUGAAGUAAGUCGUCUGCACCCUGUGUUUGGAAAGUUGGUUCAAGAUGGGUCUGGGACAUAAGCGCAGUGUUUUGAGAGAAGAUUAAUUUUAAGGAAAAACAGGGGAGCUGUGGUCUAGGCAGCAAGAAGUAGAACCAGGACCAGCUUGUUGUACUUUAUCUGGUGGAUUUGGAUUAGUUCCAGGCAGCCAGUAGCUGGAAAAUUCUUGAGAACUGGGUCUCACUCCUCCCUGAGUCUCAUCAGAAUCAGGAGACACUAGCACAGAACCUUCCAUGAGUCCUCUGUGAACAUUUUCCAUGAAAUGAAGUGAGGCCAUUCAAGGGGGUUAAAGAGUUAGGUAACUGAAUACAAAGCAGGAAGAGUCCGUAGUCAUCAAGUUGUGUUUAUGCCCUGCCUCCCUCAUAUAAGCUCCAGACAGCAGCAGCAGCAGCAAUGUGUUUUAAUUUUGACAUGCCUCCAUGGCACCCAUUCCUAAGUAGGUGUGCAGUAAAGCUUUACUGAAUUAAGUAAACAAGGCCUACCACUUUGCCUUGGGUAGCUGUGCCAAACUGAAUUUCCAAACAUGACGUAUCUCAUAUUCCAACAGCUGGUGUGGGUCAUCCUCCUACCCUGUUGCUUCUUCCCUCAGUCCACCUGAUAUCAGCCCCAGGGGGGUGUAGCUGGGGCACACAGUAUUUGUAAUUACCUGUUCUGGUAUUUAGCAAGUUGCAUUGUAACUGUUUGUUUCUCCUUGGAUUGAUGGGCUACCCCAAAAGCAGGGGUCAUACCAGAUUGGGUUUCAUUAAAA
Molecule: messenger RNA, 3575 nt
Organism: Balaenoptera musculus (blue whale)
Lineage: Eukaryota; Metazoa; Chordata; Mammalia; Artiodactyla; Balaenopteridae
Product: zinc finger protein 689
Exons: 3
Coding region: 346-1848 (500 amino acids)
Biological process (GO): regulation of transcription by RNA polymerase II
Cellular component (GO): nucleus
Molecular function (GO): RNA polymerase II cis-regulatory region sequence-specific DNA binding; DNA-binding transcription activator activity, RNA polymerase II-specific
Source: RefSeq, a predicted model, not a curated record